AUGGGAGGCGCCAUGAGGCAGCUGCUUAGCUUUCUGGGAGCGAUCAAUGGCCGCCCCAGGGAGAAGAAGAAGAAGAUGACGCUGCAGAGGCGCCUGGUGCAGACGGUGGAGCUGAGGGUCAGGAUGGACUGCGAGCGCUGCGAGCGCGAGGUCAAGAAAGCGCUCUCUGGCAUGCGAGGAGUGCAGCAUGUGGAGGUGAACAGGCUGCAGCAGAAGGUGACGGUCACUGGCGAGGUGGACCCGGUCGCGGUGCUGCGGAGGGCCCAGUCCACGGGGAAGAAGGCGGAGCCGUGGCCCGGGCCGGGGCCCCAGAACACUGCCGCCGGCUACUACGCCCCGUCGGCCGCGGCCCUCUACGGCAUUGGGGCGGCCCAGCUGCAGGCCCAAGUCGGCAGGUGGGCCAACCCAGCUGGCUACUACUACUACCCGUACCAGGUCCCGGUGAUGGAGGCGGCCAUCGGCGCCGAGCAGAUCACCAGCCUGUUCAGCGACGACAACCCCAACGCCUGCUCCGUCAUGUGA
Miscanthus lutarioriparius is the source of this 522-nucleotide messenger RNA. NCBI's taxonomy places the organism in Eukaryota, Viridiplantae, Streptophyta, Magnoliopsida, Poales, Poaceae. The record is from the annotation of a GenBank genome assembly.